AUGGAAAAGCAAGGCGUCAUAACCAAGACAGAAGUCCGCUACCUAGGUCACAUCCUGACCACGCAAGGCCUGCGCCUGGACCCGGACCGCGCAAAUGACAUCCUGCAGCUGGCGAUGCCGCCACCCUCGAACAGGAAGGAGUUGCAAGACGUUCUUGGAGCAACCAUUGAGGAUCCCGAACUCUCAAACCUGCGUGACUACGCGGAGACAAUCUGGCCUGAUAACAAGCAAGACGUCCCAGAAAUCGUCCGUCCCUACUGGGCGUACCGCGAGGAGAUACACACUCAAGACGGCCUUCUGUUUCGCAGCAAUAAGAGGCUGAUGGGACGACAGACGCGGACGCUGCUACCGGUACCAACAAGCCACCUGGAGCCGGAGACUGUGCCAUGUAAAGCCGUCCACAACCGCCUCAAGGAGAUCCGGCAGCGGCAGAUGACCUUCUACAACCGAAACUCCCGAAACCUGCCGCCAUUGUCACCGGGGCAACAGGUCACGACGUACGACACACGUCAGCGAACCUGGUCGCCAGCCGUCAUCCUGAGACCAGCGGACACCCCGCGUUCAGCGAUUCUUCAGACUGAAGACGGCCCCGAGAUUCGACGCACAAGAGAGCACCUAAGGGCGGCAGCAUCCCAGCCGGACUCAAGUCGACCUUCUACCGAAGACCGACCGGCAGACCAGGACAUCAACGAGCCCAGUCAAGAGCUACGCAGAAGUACCCGAGAACACCGGGAACCCUGCCGGUACCCACUGCCCGAGAGACUGUAA
Molecule: messenger RNA, 768 nt
Organism: Ixodes scapularis (black-legged tick)
Lineage: Eukaryota; Metazoa; Arthropoda; Arachnida; Ixodida; Ixodidae
Exons: 4
Coding region: 1-768 (255 amino acids)
Source: RefSeq, a predicted model, not a curated record